This is a messenger RNA of Dama dama (fallow deer), 1317 nucleotides long. RefSeq names its product zinc finger protein 32 (gene ZNF32). Gene Ontology annotation, biological process: regulation of transcription by RNA polymerase II. The transcript is spliced from 3 exons. Gene Ontology annotation, molecular function: DNA-binding transcription activator activity, RNA polymerase II-specific; RNA polymerase II cis-regulatory region sequence-specific DNA binding. NCBI's taxonomy places the organism in Eukaryota, Metazoa, Chordata, Mammalia, Artiodactyla, Cervidae. Bases 265 to 1128 code for a protein of 287 amino acids. The record is from RefSeq and is a predicted model, not a curated record. Gene Ontology annotation, cellular component: nucleus.
GAGGCCGCUGGCUGGGUCAAUACACCCAGACAAGGCAGGGCCCCGCCUUCAGGCCGCCGCCUCCGACCCCCACCCCCUCGCGUCCCUGAGCAGGCCUGAUCAGCCUGGAGCCUCCCCAGAGAGGCCAGCUGCGAGGCGAGAGGUCUGCGGCCCGCAAGAAAAGGUCUAGCUGGACCGGAGAGCGGGGUGCUGAGGUACUCAAGUACAGCCCAUGGAAGAAUCAUACGAAGAGGUGGUGAUUAAGCUCAUACAGCAGGAGUGGACAUGUUUGGAUUUCCAACAGCUACCCUGCUGGACUGUCAUGGAAGAUAUGCCCAGAAUGUAGCCUUUUUCACAUAUUGGUGCAUCUUACAUGACUUCCCUCUCAUUUUACCAGAUGUGAUGACAGAAGCCCACCAAAAAUAUGAUCACUCUGAGGCCACAGGAUCCUCAAGCUGGGAUUUCCAGAAUUCUUUCAGAAGAGAGAAGCUGGAACAAAAAUCCCCAGAUUCUAAGACACUACAGGAAGAUCCACCUGGAGUGAGACAGAGGGUCUAUGAGUGCCAGGAAUGUGGAAAAUCCUUCAGGCAGAAGGGUAGUCUAACAUUACAUGAGAGAAUCCACACUGGUCAGAAGCCCUUUGAGUGUACCCAUUGUGGAAAAAGCUUUAGGGCCAAAGGCAAUCUUGUUACACAUCAACGAAUACACACAGGAGAGAAGCCCUAUCAGUGCAAGGAGUGUGGGAAAAGCUUUAGUCAACGAGGUAGUCUGGCCGUUCACGAAAGACUCCACACGGGACAGAAACCCUAUGAGUGUGCUAUUUGUCAGAGAAGCUUCAGGAAUCAAAGUAACCUUGCUGUUCACAGAAGAGUUCAUAGUGGUGAGAAGCCCUAUAGAUGUGAUCAGUGUGGAAAAGCCUUCAGUCAGAAAGGAAGCUUAAUUGUUCAUAUCAGAGUCCACACAGGCCUGAAACCCUAUGCCUGUGCACAAUGCAGGAAGAGUUUCCACACCAGGGGGAACUGUGUUCUGCAUGGCAAAAUCCACACAGGAGAGACACCCUAUCUGUGUGGCCAGUGUGGGAAAAGCUUCACUCAGAGAGGGAGUCUGGCUGUGCACCAGCGAAGCUGCUCACAAAGGCUCACCUUGUAACCACUCUCUUCAGAGGAAGUUCUCUUUAUGAAUUAACAGGAUAAAAUCACCUGAGAUUAAACAGCCUAUCCAAUUUUAUGGAAUGAAUGGAGACUCCUUCAGAAAGACCAUCACUGGGUAGACCAAACUGAGUUUUCUUUUUUCCCCCCAAAUGAGUAUGAAAAAUAAAUGUCUUGUUUAUUAUCAUUA